Sphaerodactylus townsendi is the source of this 2493-nucleotide messenger RNA. It is a transcript of the gene APMAP, whose product is annotated as adipocyte plasma membrane associated protein. Gene Ontology annotation, molecular function: strictosidine synthase activity. Bases 104 to 1351 code for a protein of 415 amino acids. Gene Ontology annotation, biological process: biosynthetic process. Lineage: Eukaryota; Metazoa; Chordata; Lepidosauria; Squamata; Sphaerodactylidae. The record is from RefSeq and is a predicted model, not a curated record. The transcript is spliced from 9 exons.
GCGGGGCUCUGGGGCGGGGUUCCAUGGCGGCGUCGGGCUCGUGCGGCGGCGGCGGCGGCGGCGGCGGACGGGCGCGCUUCUUGGCUGUCACCCCGAGGGCAACAUGAAUGAGGCUGAGGGCCUGCGGCAGCGCCGGCCUCUCCGACCGCAGGUGGUCACCGAGGAUACCACGGCUCAGGAAAGCAAGGACGGCAGUACUUACAGCAAUAAAGUGUUCCGUAUGACUUUCAUGAUUCUGGCGCUAUUGCUAAUUAUUCCCUUAAUUGGAGCAAUAGUUCUUCUGGAUUCGCCAAUAGACCCUCAGCCAAUAAGCUUCAAAGAACCUCCUCCCUUCACUGGCACAUUAGAGCCAAACUUUAAGCUCCGACAAGCAGAAAGACUGUUUGAAAACCAGCUUGUUGGACCAGAAUCCAUUGCAAAUAUUGGUGAUGUUCUGUUCACUGGUACUUCUGAUGGAAGAAUUGUGAAGAUUGAAGAUGGGCACAUUCAAACUAUAGCUCGACUUGGUCAUGGUCCCUGCGGAACUGGUGGGGAUGAACUAACAUGUGGUAGACCUCUUGGAAUCCGUGUGGGACCAAAGAAAAGCCUUUUUGUGGCAGAUGCCUAUUACGGAAUCUUCGAAAUUUUUCCUUCCUCAGGAGAAGUGCAACGACUUGUGUCUUCCAAGGUUCCUAUUGAGGGGAAGAACUUGUCUUUUGUGAAUGAUCUUGCAGUGACUCGAGAUGGAAGGAAAAUUUAUUUUACGGACUCUAGCAGUAAAUGGCACAGAAAAGACUUUUGCUACUUAAUCAUGGAGGCUACAGAUGAUGGGCGCUUGUUUGAGUAUGACACAGUGACAAAAGAAGUGAAAGUUUUGAUGGAGGGCCUCAGAUUUCCAAAUGGAGUCCAGUUGUCUCCUGCUGAAGACUUUGUAUUAGUUGCUGAAACAACUAUGGCAAGAAUACGCAGAUAUUAUGUAUCUGGCCUAAUGAAAGGUGGAGAAGAUAUGUUUGUUGAAAAUAUGCCUGGCUUUCCAGACAAUAUACGUUCAAGUAGCUCUGGAGGUUAUUGGGUGGCUAUGUCAGCUAUUCGGGCCAAUCCUGGGUUCUCCAUGCUGGAUUUCUUAUCUGAUAAACCAUGGAUUAAAAGGAUAAUAUUUAAGCUGUUCAGCCAAGAAACGGUAAUGAAGUUUGUGCCCAAGUACAGCCUUGUGGUAGAGCUAAGCGAAACUGGAUCCUACAGAAGAAGUUUCCAUGAUCCUGAUGGAAUGGUGGCAACAUACAUAAGUGAAGCACAUGAGCACAAUGGACAUCUCUACUUGGGCUCCUUCCGAUCUCCCUUUAUUUGCAGACUGGAUCUUAAGGAUGUCUAACUCUGAGCCAAAAGAAAUUCCACUGCUGCGUCAUAUUGGUCUGGAAGAGGAAGAUUACUCACAGAUUUUGCUAUGGGUGAAGAGUGAAAGCACAGUACUAUUUAACAGGGUACUAAGUGGGACCGUGUCUUAUUUUCAUGUAUGCCAUUUGAAAACCAGUGGACACAAUCCACCAUGGUUUCAUGUAUCUCUCAGUCAGGUCAAUGAGCUGAGUGUAGAAAUUUGUGGUAGAUCGUGUCCAUUUUGUGACAUCUUUAAGUGAGGUGAAAAUAAAAUUACCUCAUUAAAGAAAAUUCCUUAUAUUAAUCUAAUGAUCUUUAGAAUCAGCUUCCACUAAACUGUUGAGCACAGGUAUACCUGGUCAACUUCCAUACUUCAAAAUAUACUGGAAAUCAGUCCCUGAAUUCGAAGCUGCUAGUCUUAGAUGGUCAUGCAUGCAAUUGUUUCCAAUUUGAGCAUGAAUUUCCAAACAUGCAUGUUGUAAUAUCCUGCAGCGCUUUUAUAUACAUAUAUAUAUAUUAAUGAACUUGACAGGUACAUGUCCAUCUCUUUUCAGCGCUGCUAUUUGCACGAUAAGUUUAGAAACAUAAGAUCGCUCCUUUGUGAGACUUUCUAAGAUAAAAUAGAUGCAGGUAACUUUGAGAAGUAGAGAUUGCCAUUUGAAGAAAUGGGGACAUUCCUGUGCUUCCUACAAUUUUCUCAAUGAUUGAAUAACUUGCUGUGACACAUUAAGACUCAAAGACAGUGUGGGAAACGGACCUUGAAAUGGUAAGACUGAUGGGUAUAAAGUAUCAUACUGUUCUAUAGGAUUUGACCAGAAGCUGCAUUCAUACAGCAUUAAAUAUGUAUGUAUGUAUGAAAUUACUUUUCCAAGCACAUAAGGGGUAAGUCCUGUUUAAAGUAUAUUUUCUCCUACAGCGUUGACACAACAUUAAGUGCUUUUAUUGUAAUAUGGAGAGCUCAGGGUAUUUCAAGAUGAAAGGAUUUAAAAAAGGUUUAAAUGCAUGAGAUUUUAAUAAAUGAGUAAAAAUCUCAGAUUUGUUGACUUGCAGCUGGGUGGCAUUUAAAGGAUCGAAACAAACAGUGCAAAGUGUUGUUACAGUUUGCCAAUGAAAACAAAAUUAAAUGACUACUUCACCUUA